GGCGGUCACCAUUUUGUAAUAGAACAUGGUCAUGUGAUUGAAAGACUAUUCAUUCCUUUAUUUUAGAGAGUUGAUUGAAUUACGUCACAGAACAACAAGAAAAAUGUCUGAAAAGUAAGAGCCAUGUGCUAUAUCCAAAGAAAAAAAAGUACAGAAUAUGGUAUUUUGUAAUGAAAAUAGGUCAACUUUAGACCCUUAUAUUUCAAGUACUGUUGUCUAGGCAUAAAAUGGCAUGCAUAAUUUAUGUUACAAAAUCUGUAUUGUAACUAAUUUUGCCAUCUGAUAGUCUGUGGUUGACUGCUAUAAGCUGCUAAAACGAUUCUUGUAAUGUGUGUACUGACGGCCAUUUUUGUAAUUUUUUAAAUUAUCUCCCUUGGCAAAAGUUGCACAAUUACAGAUAAAACAAUUUUUUUGAUAUGUUAAAUAUUGAAGGGGGCUAUGUUUGUUGAGAUGAUAAUAUUCAGUCAGCAUAUAAUGUUUAUGUUUUAUAUGUUAUUUCAGUAUUGUUUUUAUAAGGUUUAAAUGUAUUUAAGGAUAAAUUCAAGUACAAUACACAGCACACAAUUGUCUUCAGCCCCAGGCCCAGAGUUGUGCUACUGUGGCAGUGAUAUUAAUCAUCAGUGGGCCCCUACAUCACAGUGUUGUCCCCCAGCAUUUUCCUCUGAAGUGGAACUGGAAGACUCCCAAACAGAACAUAACAGUAGUAAAGAAGAGCUACCUAAUACCUGUGUGUAUGACAGUGACGUAGACCUAUUUGAUUCACCGACUAAACAGUGCAAAAGUGAUUUACCGGACUCCGGGUCUGUCAGUAUCAGUGAACUUGAGGAUAUCAGCACUGACACUGAAUUUAAUUGCUCCUGCAAUACUGUAAUUUCUGGUGAUACUCUGUGGUGAUACAGAAAUCUCAAAUAGCACUUCUGACAAGAAGAAUACAGACAACUGUCAGCCUUGUCGGAACUGUGAACUGUUUAAAGAUAAAAUAAAAGACCUUGAAGGUGACAAAUGCCAAAACUGCAUUAUCUUGACAAGAAAGAUUGAAGAACUUGAAAAGAAACUGGCAUUGUACGAAGGAAAGGUAAAACACAAAUACAUGUCAGCUUUGUUUGUGCUUGUAUGAUAUCCAUUAGUAUUUCAGUUUAUAGCAAGAUGAAUUACAGCUUCUAAAUUUUUAACAUAUAAUUAUUUAAAAAAAAAACAUUCAGUUGAAUUAAUCUGUUUUAUACCAAGUGGAGUUGGAAAUAGUUUUUGUCUGUACAACUGCUAUAUUCUGAAAAGUAGCUGAAGUAGUAUCUAAAAUGGUGACAGCUAUUGUUUGUGUAGAUGUAACUUGUAUAUAUUCAUUUUAGUGUUUUCCUCGGACAUUUUAAAUAAAUUUGUGCCUUAGGCAUUUGUAAUAAUUCAGUUAAUGUUGUCAAAUUGUAUGAAAAUGUUAGCAACCUAUUUCACUUAUUUAUAUUUUCACUCUCGAUAAUAUUGGCAUUGUAGCCUGAGGAAAACACUACCAGCUAUAUAUAUAUAUAUUAACCUUUUCAAUGUAGUGCACUUAGAUUACCCUUUUCCCUUUUAAUUUCUUCCUAAUAUAAAUAAAUGUCUUUUCCUAUUACAUUACAUUGCUUGAGACAAACAAUAAUUAAGGAGAAUGGUGACUUACUUGUUAACUAAAAUCAUGAUUUUUGUGAGGAAGCCUUUAGUAGAUUUAAAAAGACAUUCAUAUCAAUGUGUUGUCAUGCAUCAGUUUAUAUGGCAAUGUAAGUGCUUUGGAACACUGUGUUGCACACUGCAGAUUGCCUUUUUCACUUGAAAAA
This is a messenger RNA of Mercenaria mercenaria, 1805 nucleotides long. RefSeq lists its product as uncharacterized. The record is from RefSeq and is a predicted model, not a curated record. Bases 523 to 894 code for a protein of 123 amino acids. The transcript is spliced from 4 exons. Lineage: Eukaryota; Metazoa; Mollusca; Bivalvia; Venerida; Veneridae.